Messenger RNA from Colius striatus (speckled mousebird), 672 nucleotides. It is a transcript of the gene SUB1, whose product is annotated as SUB1 regulator of transcription. The transcript has 5 exons. Gene Ontology annotation, molecular function: DNA binding; transcription coactivator activity. The coding region runs from base 61 to 507 and encodes 148 amino acids. The record is from RefSeq and is a predicted model, not a curated record. Lineage: Eukaryota; Metazoa; Chordata; Aves; Coliiformes; Coliidae. Gene Ontology annotation, biological process: positive regulation of transcription initiation by RNA polymerase II. Gene Ontology annotation, cellular component: nucleus; transcription regulator complex.
UUGGGGUCCCCCCUCGCGUCCCGUCGGGGCUGCCGCCAUUUUCUUUGCCCCUCGCCGCAGAUGCUCAGGGUCUCGGUAUCUCCUCGCCGGCUCGGGGGAGGCGCGUUGGGCAGCCGUGUGGCGAGAAUGCCUAAGUCAAAGGAACUUGUGUCUUCAAGCUCAUCCGCCAGUGAUUCAGAUAGUGAAGUUGACAAAAAGGCAAAGCGGAAAAAGCAAGCAGCUCCAGAAAAGCCUGUAAAGAAACAAAAGACUGGUGAAAGUUCAAAAGGUGCAGCUUCUUCUAAGCAAAGCAGUAACAGAGACGAGAAUAUGUUUCAGAUUGGCAAAAUGAGGUAUGUCAGUGUUCGUGACUUCAAAGGUAAAGUCUUAAUCGAUAUUAGAGAAUAUUGGAUGGAUCAAGAAGGUGAAAUGAAGCCUGGCAGAAAAGGUAUUUCUUUAAAUCCAGAACAGUGGAACCAGCUGAAGGAACAGAUUUCUGAUAUUGAUGAUGCAGUAAGAAAACUGUAAAGACAAAGCCAUACAGAAACGUUUAUCAUUUUAGUUGUUUAAGCGUUCUUUUUACAUUGGCUUUUGUCUUCUAAAAAUAUUGUUUUCCAAGCUACUGUAUAUUUGGAUUGCAAAACAAUUUGUAAGAUGGAUACUUUUUUUAUGUGCAUUAAAAGUGUAUACCGA